Zingiber officinale is the source of this 1260-nucleotide messenger RNA. Its product is annotated as zinc finger BED domain-containing protein RICESLEEPER 2-like. Lineage: Eukaryota; Viridiplantae; Streptophyta; Magnoliopsida; Zingiberales; Zingiberaceae. The transcript has 8 exons. The record is from RefSeq and is a predicted model, not a curated record. Gene Ontology annotation, molecular function: protein dimerization activity; DNA binding. Bases 1 to 1260 code for a protein of 419 amino acids.
AUGGCGACCAUCGAUGUCAAAGACAUUAGACAGUACAUAAUUGCUAUGGAUGAAGGAAUGUGGAAUAUCUUUAAGUACUUUGAAUUGAGAGUUUGUUAUUUCUCCAGAAACACUAUAAAGUCUGACAUUAAGAAGAUUUAUGGUGCUAAAUUUGGUAAACUACGUACUGAGUUACUUGCAUGCCCUGGGGUUGCUUUGGCUGAAACAAUUUAUAGUUUGGCUUAUGAUUGGGGUAUUGAAAAGAAGUUGUUUUCUAUCACUUUGGAUAAUGUUAGUGUGAAUGAUGUUUGUGUUGAAAUACUUAAAACUCAGCUUAGGUUAAAGAAUGCUUUGAGUUUUGAUGGCACUUUGUUUCAUGUUCGAUAUUAUGCACAUAUUCUCAAUUUGAUUGUACAAGAUGGUUUGAAAGAGAUUGACAUUGUCGUGGAUAGGAUUAGAGAAUUUGUGAAAUAUGUUAAGGGUUCUCAACGAAGAAAGGAAAAGUUCAAGAAUUGUGUUUCCCAAACUUCUAUAGAUUCUAAAAGAGCAUUAAUACAAGAUGUUCCGACUAGAUGGAAUUCUACAUAUAUGAUGCUUUCUAGUGCUCUUUACUAUCGUCUUGCUUUUUGCCAUCUUCAAUUGAGUGAUUCUAAUUUUCAAAGUUGUCUAAUUGCAGAAGAGCGAUCUCGUUAUCCAACAUCAAACUUGUAUUCUCCUCAUGUUUUUGUAAUCCAGUUGAAGUUACAUGAAGAGUCAUCUAGUCAAGAUUUGUAUAUGAAGAAGAUAGCUGAUCAAAUGUUUGUCAAAUUCAACAAAUAUUGGUGUGAAUUCAAUGUUUUAUUUGCCAUUGCUGUGAUAUUUGAUCCACGGUACAAGUUUCGAUUUGUUGGAUUUAGUUAUGGAAAGCUCUAUGGUUCUGGGUCUCAAGAAUUAAUGAAAGAUGAUAUUAGUAAAGAAUCUUCAAAUGCUUUCAAGGAAUUUGAGGAUUUUGAGUUUGCUGCCAAUGCUAAAAAAAGUCAAUUAGAGAUGUAUUUAGAUGAACCAAGAAUUGCAUCUGAAUUGGCUUUUAAUCUUGGUGGUAGAAUUCUUGACCAAUAUCAUAGUUCAAUGUCUCCACAAGUUGUUGAAGCGUUAAUAUGUAGAAGAGAUUGGCUCUUUGGAGAAAACGAUAUAUCUCUGGUCAAAUUGGAAGAUGUAAGUCAAAACAUUAUGGCUUUGGACCUCAACAAAGGUGAAGCAAAAUCUGGUUUGAUGGAAGGUGCAAAUUUAAAUAUUGGGUAA